Megalops cyprinoides (Indo-Pacific tarpon) is the source of this 9790-nucleotide messenger RNA. RefSeq names its product protein unc-13 homolog A-like. Lineage: Eukaryota; Metazoa; Chordata; Actinopteri; Elopiformes; Megalopidae. Gene Ontology annotation, molecular function: calmodulin binding; phospholipid binding; syntaxin-1 binding. Gene Ontology annotation, cellular component: presynaptic membrane; plasma membrane; terminal bouton. Bases 290 to 5899 code for a protein of 1869 amino acids. The transcript is spliced from 42 exons. Gene Ontology annotation, biological process: synaptic transmission, glutamatergic; dense core granule priming; synaptic vesicle maturation. The record is from RefSeq and is a predicted model, not a curated record.
UGAAACAAGAUGGCUGUGCGUCGGAAAGCGGAAAGCCGAGGCGAGGCUGGAAAGUAGCUCGGAAGAGAGAGGGAAACAGACAGUGAGAGGGAGAUAAGGGAGCAAACUCCUCUGUAGCGCGCGCUCACACCAUAGACGUUUUACGGCCAACAGUUUUGUGUCGGAGCUAAUUAUAGCGUUGGAGGAAAUUGCACAAACCUUCAACAAAUCACUGCAAAUAUCUCCUCCCAUCUGAAUAAGCGGGGAGCCGGGAGAAGACAGCUGGCCGCGCUCAUAGCCACAACAAGAAAUGUCACUGCUGUGUGUCGGAGUGAAGAAAGCCAAGUUCGAAGGACCACAAGAGAAAUUCAACACCUACGUGACUCUGAAGGUGCAGAAUGUCAAGAGCACCACCAUCGCUGUGCGGGGAAGCCAGCCCUGCUGGGAGCAGGAUUUCAUGUUUGAGAUCAGCAGGUUGGAUCUGGGCCUGACGGUGGAGGUGUGGAAUAAAGGUCUGAUCUGGGACACCAUGGUGGGCACCCUGUGGAUCCCACUGCGCAGUAUUCGGCAGUCCAACGAGGAAGGCCCAGGGGAGUGGCUGACCUUAGACUCCCAGGUCAUCAUGACAGAUAACGAAAUCUGUGGCACCAAAGACCCCACAUUCCACCGGGUCCUCCUGGACACGCGCUUUGAGCUGCCACUAGACAUCCCAGAAGAGGAGGCACGCUACUGGGCCAAGAAGCUGGAGCAGCUCAAUGCCAUGAGAGAUCAGGAUUAUGUGUACCAGGAGGAACAGGAGAGGCCCCUGCCGGUUCCCGGGACACAGUGCUGUAACUGGAGUCUGUGGAGAGACCAGCAGAACGAAGACCCGGACAGCGCAGUGGACGACAGGGACAGUGACUACCGCAGCGAGACGAGCAACAGCAUCCCGCCCCCCUAUUACACCACCUCCCAGCCCAACGCCUCUGUGCACCAGUAUCCCAUGAGGCAUCAGCACCGCGGCUCCCGCGACAACUAUGGCCGGUCCGCCAGCAGCUGUGAUUACGACUACGACCACCAGAGGACGAUGAGCCCCACGGGCAGCUACGUGUCCUCGGGGGAGCUGAGCCAGGGCAGCUCCCAGCUGAGCGAGGACUUUGAGCCGGAGUACGGGGAGGGCCUGCGGGGGGAGUUUUACGACGAGAACGACUCCUACCACUCCUGCCACUCGUCCGUCAGCUACACCUGCAGCAGGGACUCGCCCGACUGGGACCCGGACGACCCGCAGGAGGGGUACAGCGACGAGGGCGGCUACAGCAGAGACGGCGGGGAGGGGGGCGCCAAUGACGUUUACGAGGACGAGAUGAUCUACGAGGAGGACGAGGACCUCUACCCCUUGGACCAAGAGCCCCCGUACACCCCCACCCCGACCAGCACUGCUCCUCCCAUGCCCCCUGAAACCCCCGUCUCCCGACCACCUCUAGAAAAGCAGUCCUCCCUCCACAAGCAGCAGCCUCCUCAAAGUGCCACCCCCGGCCAAGCCCCCACCCCGACCCCUGCUCAACCCCCCAGUCAGCCCCCUACCACCCAAGCAAAGACUCUGUUUCCGGUUCAGCCCGUAGUUGCAGUUAGCAAGCUCCUGGCUGCAGCAACUAAUUCCCUCACAGGCCAAAGCCAGUCUCCUGCACCCACCAACACGUCCACUGCCUCCAUAUUCCAGCGUGCAGGCCCCAGCGCCCAGCCCGCUACACCCACACCCACAAGCCAGCCCUCCGCCCCUGCAGCUCCACCCCCUGCUUCUACAGCCCAGCCCCCUCCCCACGAAGCCCAGCCCACUUUCCAGAAAGUCCAGCUCCCGGCUCAUGAAACCCAGCCCACUUUCCAGAAGGUCCAACCCCCUUCUCACGAAACCCAGCCCACUUUCGAAAAGGUCCAACCCCCUGCUCAUGAAGCCCAGCCCACUUUCCAGAAAGUCCAGCCCCCUGCCCAUGAAGUUCAGCCCCUUUCUCACGAAGUCCAGCCCCCUGUCGCUGAGGACCAAUCCCAGACCCCUGCAGACCAAUCACCUGUUCCCGAGGAGGAGUACCCUCUCACAGAAGAGCCCCCUGUCACAGAGAGCCCCCCUGCUGUUUCCCCAGAGAAGACAGAGGCCCUUCCAGAUAGCUCUUCUCCUGUGGGCGAAGGGGUCGGAGAGACUCUGGACCCCGCAGCGCGCGCCAAGGCCAACUGGCACCGACUCUUCGACAAGGUCCGGCAGCAGCUGCAGGAGGCUCGAGGGGAUUCAGGAGGGGCGCAGUCACUGUGGUUUAAAGGAGGCGGAGCAGCGGUUAAUUUCCUCCGUAGCAUUGACAGCAUGCCCGACAUUAAGCCCCGCCGCAAGUCCCUCCCCUUUGUCAGCGACCUGGCUAUGUCUCUGGUCCAGAACUCUCGGAAGGCUGGAAUCACCUCAGCCAUGGCCUGCAGCACGUUGAACAAUGAGGAGCUGAAGAGCCACGUCUACCGGAAAACCCUGCAGGCCCUCAUCUACCCCAUCUCCUGCACCACGCCGCACAACUUCGAGGUGUGGACAGCCACCACGCCCACCUACUGCUACGAGUGCGAAGGCCUGCUGUGGGGCAUCGCCCGGCAGGGCAUGAGGUGCUCCGAAUGCGGGGUCAAGUGCCACGAGAAGUGCCAGGACCUGCUCAACGCCGACUGCCUGCAGAGGGCGGCGGAGAAGAGCUCCAAGCACGGGGCGGAGGACCGCACCCAGAACAUCAUCAUGGUCCUGAAGGACCGCAUGAAGAUCCGAGAGCGGAACAAGCCGGAGAUCUUCGAGCUGAUCCAGGAGGUGUUCGGUGUGGCCAAGGCCUCCCACGCCACGCAGAUGAAGCAGGUCAAACAGAGUGUGCUCGACGGCACCUCCAAGUGGUCGGCCAAAAUCAGCAUCACAGUGGUGUGUGCCCAGGGUCUCCAGGCCAAGGACAAGACAGGCUCCAGUGAUCCCUACGUCACUGUGCAGGUGGGCAAGACCAAAAAGAGGACCAAGACCAUCUAUGGCAACCUCAACCCAGUCUGGGAUGAAAAUUUCCAUUUCGAGUGCCACAACUCCUCGGACCGCAUCAAGGUGCGCGUGUGGGACGAGGACGAUGACAUCAAGUCCCGCGUGAAGCAGAGGUUCAAGAGGGAGUCCGACGACUUCCUGGGCCAGACCAUCAUCGAGGUCCGGACACUGAGCGGGGAGAUGGACGUCUGGUACAACCUGGACAAGCGGACGGACAAGUCAGCUGUGUCAGGGGCCAUCCGGAUGCACAUCAGUGUGGAGAUAAAAGGCGAGGAGACAGUGGCACCCUACCACGUCCAAUACACCUGUCUCCAUGAGCACCUGUUCCACUACGUGACUGACGUCCAGAACAGCGGCGUUGUGAAGAUCCCGGACGCCAAGGGUGACGACGCCUGGAAGGUGUACUUCGAGGAGACGCCACAGGAGAUCGUGGACGAGUUCGCCAUGCGCUACGGCGUAGAGUCCAUCUACCAGGCCAUGACCCACUUCGCCUGCCUCUCCUCCAAGUAUAUGUGCCCAGGUGUGCCUGCCGUCAUGAGCACCCUGCUGGCCAACAUCAACGCCUACUACGCCCACACCACCCAGUCCUCCAACAACGUGUCCGCCUCCGACCGCUUCGCCGCCUCCAACUUCGGGAAAGAGCGGUUUGUGAAGCUUCUGGACCAGCUGCAUAAUUCCCUCCGGAUUGACCUCUCCAUGUACCGGAACAACUUCCCGGCCAGCAGUGCCGAGAGGCUGCAGGACCUGAAGUCCACUGUGGAUUUGCUCACCAGCAUCACCUUCUUCAGGAUGAAGGUCCAGGAGCUGCAGAGCCCCCCCAGAGCCAGUCAGGUGGUGAAGGACUGUGUAAAAGCCUGUCUGAACUCCACCUAUGAGUACAUCUUUAACAACUGUCACGAGCUCUACAGUCGGGAGUACCAGUCUGACCCGGCCAAGAAAGAGAUUCCUCCUGAAGAGCAAGGUCCCAGCAUCAAGAACCUGGAUUUCUGGUCGAAGCUCAUCACGCUCAUCGUGUCUAUCAUUGAGGAGGACAAGAACUCAUACACACCCUGCCUGAACCAGUUCCCCCAGGAGCUCAAUGUGGGGAAGAUCAGCGCUGAGGUCAUGUGGAACCUGUUUGCUCAAGACAUGAAGUACGCCAUGGAGGAGCAUGACAAGAAUCGCCUGUGUAAGAGUGCAGACUACAUGAAUCUGCACUUCAAGGUGAAGUGGCUGUUCAACGAGUACUGCAAGGAGCUGCCUUCCUUCCAGAACCGAGUGCCUGAAUACCCUGCAUGGUUUGAGCCAUUUGUGAUCCAGUGGCUGGAUGAAAAUGAGGAAGUGUCACGUGACUUCCUGCAUGGUGCCCUGGAGAGGGACAAAAAGGAUGGGUUUCAGCAGACGUCUGAACAUGCCCUCUUCUCCUGCUCCGUGGUAGAUGUCUUCUCCCAGCUCAACCAGAGCUUUGAGAUAAUCAGAAAACUGGAGUGUCCCGACCCUCAGAUAGUGGGCAACUACAUGAGAAGGUUUGCAAAGACCAUUGGCAACGUGCUGCUCUCCUACGCUGACAUCAUCGCCAAGGACUUUGCCAGCUACUGCUCCAAGGAGAAAGUGCCCUGCAUCCUGAUCAAUAACAUUCAGCAGUUACGCGUCCAGCUGGAGAAGAUGUUUGAGGCCAUGGGAGGCAAAGAUCUUAAUGUGGAAGCCAGUGACUUCCUGAAGGAGCUGCAGGUGAAGCUGAACAAUGUGAUGGACGAUCUCAGCAGGGUCUUUGCUGUAAGCUUCCAGCCGCACAUAGAGGAGAGCGUGAGGCAGAUGGGGGACAUCCUGAGCCAGGUGAAGGGGACGGGGACCGUGCCGGCCAGCGCCUGCAGCAGCGUGGCCCAGGACGCUGACAACGUCCUGCAGCCCAUCAUGGACUUCCUGGACAGCAACCUGACUCUGUUUGCUAAGAUCUGUGAGAAGACGGUGCUGAAGAGAGUGUUGAAGGAGCUGUGGAAGCUGGUGAUGAACACCAUGGAGAAGACCAUUGUGCUUCCACCCCUGACUGACCAGACGCGCAAGGUGAAGCUCGCUUGUCACAGUGAUGGCACUCAGCUCAUCUUCAAUAAGGCUAAGGAGCUGGGACAGCUGUCCAAACUGAAGGAGCACAUGGUUCGAGAGGAGGCCAAGGCACUGACUCCCAAGCAGUGCGCAGUGGUGGAGCUGGCGCUGGACACCAUCAAGCAAUAUUUCCACGCGGGUGGAGUGGGACUGAAGAAGACCUUCCUCGAGAAGAGCCCCGAUCUUCAGUCUCUGCGCUACGCCCUCUCCCUCUACACGCAGGCCACCGACAAGCUCAUCAAGAAAUUCAUCCAAUCGCAGAACGCCCAGGGUUCUGGAGUGGACGACGCGGUCGGGGAGGUGUCCAUCCAUGUGGAGAUCUUCACACACCCCAACACUGGAGAGCACAAGGUCACUGUGAAAGUGGUUGCAGCCAACGACCUGCAGUGGCAGACCUCUGGGAUUUUCCGGCCCUUCGUGGAGGUCUACAUCAUCGGCCCUCACCUCAGCGACAGGAAGAGGAAGUUUGCCACCAAGUCCAAGAACAACAGCUGGGCCCCAAAGUUCAACGAGACCUUCGCAUACACUCUGAGCAACGAGGCCGGGCCGGAGUGCUACGAGCUUCAGGUGUGCGUGAAGGACUACUGCUUCGCGCGGGAGGACCGCACGGUGGGCAUGGCGGUGAUGCAGCUGAAGGAGAUGGCGUCCCGGGGCAGCGUGGCCUGCUGGCUGCCUCUGGGGAAGAGGAUCCACAUGGACGAGACGGGCCUGACCGUGCUGCGCAUCCUGUCCCAGCGCAACAACGACGAGGUGGCCAAGGAGUUCGUCAAGCUCAAGUCCGACCAGCGCUCCCCGGAGGAAGGCAGGGGGAGCUAAGAGGGCGAGGGGAGCACGGCGCCCCCUGCUGGCUGAGCGUGUCCACUGCAUCUCCGAGCACGGACGCUCGCACUCACACAAACGCACGCAUGCACACACACACAUACCUACGCAUACAUACACACACACAUACACAAACAUUGAAGCAUAAUACCGCAAUACAUACACAAUACGACCUCAUUGUGGAGAAUAAGUUGCCAUACCUACAGUUGCCUCUCUUAUUCUCCCUGCCUGAAACACACACUGCUCUGUUGUGCAGUAAUGUCUCCUCAGAAACAGCAAUAGGAUAUAGCUUCUGCCCCCCUUGUUAAACGUAUAAGCACUGAUUGUUUUGCUCGGGGUUCGCAAGGAUGUGAGUAUUCAUUGUGUCCACCCCAUCCUUAACAGUAACAACGGAAGACGUGCUUUUCCCACGAAUGAAUGUAUUCAGAGAUACCCUCUGCACACACGUCUACAACCAGCCAACACACACUGACAGACAGACAAACAUGGCAUGCACGGCAGUUCCUCCACACACGCACUCUCUCACACACACACACACACUCUCACUCUCACUCACACACACACACACACACAUGUACACCCAUGUCAUUACUGUAGUUACAUCUACCAUGUUUUCUGUUUACAAAGGAGACCUUUUUUAUAAAAAAAGCAACUAUAAAAAAAAUCUAUGAUGGAAAGAAAGACAACAUGGCUGAAUGGCACUCAUUCAGCAAGGUCUAAAAAGCCCCUCCUCCUCCUCUUUUCACUACUCUCUGCUGCCUGCCCCGUCGCCUGGUUACCUGCCUGCUUCUCCCACUGACUGAUGCACGCUAUAGAAUCCUCUGUGCAUGUAGCUUUACUGAAAACCUCUGCGCUUUUCCCACACCUGCCGGUGCUUCCCUGUCCAAGCGCUGCCCCCAUCUUCUCCUGGGGCAGGACUUUUGGUGGUCUCACUGGAGGCUUACAUUAAUCAAGGAUUAGGUCUAGGUCUGGGGCUGAACUGAGGAGGACCAAGGUCACAGAGGCUUUUAAGUGGCACCACAGAGAGGUGGUCUGGUUCAGUUUGGCACAGACCUCACCCUGAACUCUAAAGCCGGGGAAGAAAAGGCCCCCUGCCCAUUCACUUAAUGUAGAAGACAUGUCAAAACUAAGGAGAAAGAGGGGGCAGAUGCAUACUAUUGCACCCCUACAGGCCUCCUGUCCAUCUGGUCCCCCUAGACACUGUACAUAGAGCAUGAUGAAGCCAAGCCUCAAAGCACUGUGAUGAAUCAGAUUUGCCCUUGCUUACUGUUACACAGAGCCUAGUACAGGCCUGUUGCCGGUGGUCGUGUGUGUACACGUGUGUAUGCUGCACACACCCACUCUACGUACAGCUGGGAAUCUCCUUCUAAGAUGGUGAACACAAAGUGCAAGAAUGCUUAGUCAUUUAGUUAGGUAGUUAUUUUGUGAAAUGCCAAAGUGUCUUUUACUCAGAGGGGAAUGGAACCUAGUUUGAGGACAUAUGAUUGUUUUUAAAAGAACACAUUCCACUACAAGCACUACAGACCCUCACAUUGUGCUUUGCAGAGCCAUUGCAGUUGAAAUGGGGAGGGUCAAAACUAUUGCCUUUGAAAGCGACACAUUCGUUAGAUACUGUCAGUGUUUUGUAGAGACAGUCUCUUGACAUAGAUUAAAAUAAAAAGAAGCAGCAGCAGGAAUAGGAUGUUAACUAAGAGAGCAUUUCCAUUUCCCCUCUUGUAUCCUGGGAAAGCACAAAGAACAGUCCCCCUGCUGGCCGUGAGGGAGAACUACAACUGGGGACAUGCUGGCUAUUGUUUGAGACCAAGCUCACCACCCACAGAACCCCACAGUCAGAGCACAGGGACUUGAAAGUAGGGCCCUAGUGUGGUUCUUGCUCUGCUCUCAAAUACAGAGAACAUCCAUUUCCAUUGUUACACAGGGGACUGACAGACAGAUCAAGGACUGACUGCUCUGUCGUUCGUGGAUUCAUGUGCUGAGGUCCCCAGUUGUGCUCAAUACCUAGUCUGCAACCAAAUCGGAGUCAUAACAAAGGCAUUUCAUUCCAGCGUUACUCGUACAAAAAAAAAAAAAACACACACACAUUACAGUGUUGUGGGGAUCACCCCAGGGUGAUUUUCAGUCACUCAUUAAGUGUUGCAUAACUGGGAGCACAGCAAACUUGCGCGGUGAGCAUAGGUGCUCCUGGUGCAACAACAGAGCCAGCGAACAUCAUGCCAAACUAAACUUCUGCGUUGUCUUAUAAUGACGGUCAAAUCAUUUAGACUGGAGUGGCUGACGUCGUGUCCAUCAAGCCAGUGAGCACAGCCCGAGAGCUGAGCGCAGAAACUGUUAAAGGACACCCAGACUGCUGUUUGUGAAGUGGUCAGUAUGUAUUACAUUCACCAAAUCAUCUGUUAACAAUUAGAGCAUGGAACUAACAUGAUGAUGUAUGAUACAUGAAAAUCAAUGUCAGUAUUUGAAAAUGAAGUCCCGGGUUCACUGGUUAGAUGUGCAAGUCACACACCAAGCAAUCUUACAAAUCCUUAGUGCAUCCAAGCAAAGACUUUCCCUGCCAUUCUCAUAGAACCAUCCUUGCUAGGUGCCUUUUUUUUUAGAAUGCUGGCUCUAUGUUAAUACUUCUCCUUGCUGAAAUGAUAGAAGUCUCUUCCAUUUCACAGGCCUUGCUCCAUUGCAUCUCUCUGGCCUUUUGUCUAAGAAUGAUUGUACUAACUGAACCAAAUUAGCCCUACUGGACCAGGUUAACUCUUUUUGGGAGUCACACUGACAAUUGUCCAUGCUUUUGCUUGUUGGCUGGAGAGCAAGUGUCACCCUGAUUACAGGAGAUUCAAUAAUCGGAUGCCAUCAGUCUCAGUAUCGAUUCCUCUGUUGACUAUCAUUGCUUUUCCUUUCAAGCCAUAUCUGUUAUAACUGACAUUAUUUCUGUGUAGUGUUUCCUCUGAGGGCCUCUGUAAUAAGUCUGCCUAAGAGUGCUGUGCUAAAUCAAAUCAGAUUAAUCAAGCAGUCCCUCCCCCUCCGUCCAUCCACGAUGAAAUCUGUGAAUGUCUCAUUUCUCUGUCACUCUCUUUCUCCACAAGCGAACUCUAUGCAUGUAGUUUAGAAGAAAAAAAAAAAAACCUGAGCUAAUUAGAGCAGUCUGUACCCGAACAGUCUGUAACGGUCUUGAAAUGUUUACAGUGUGUUUUUAUAUCAGCACAAAAUGUUCGUACAGUCACGUGCCUGCAGUUCGGAGACGGCCGACUCCCUGAGCGGCACGAGUUAAAGACAAGAGAAAGAGCAUGAAGGAGGCGAGGAGCAGGAGAGCAGGAGAGCAGGAGAAACAUCCUGUUUGUUUUACUGUUGGUGAUGACAUUGAACAAUUCCCAAGUGUUGCUACGGACGUUGUGUGUACAAGAGAUCUACCAAAUAAGAGGUGACAGCUGAAUGUCACUGGCCAGCCGUGGAGAGGCUGGCGGAGCGCUUUGGGGAGAGACGUGCAUCCGCCUGCCCCGAAACAGCGUCGCCGUGGGAACAUCACACAAAUCAGCCGCCUUCACUGCACAGGAUUAUGGACUGUGGGGGGGAACGAUGUGGGCAAUGUGGGUGUAACAGGUGUGGCAGAAAGUGUGAAAGUGUGAAACGCCACUGAAAGCGAGAUUAUUUCAGCAUCCCUCGUCCCUCAACUCCUGUCCUGCCUAGCCUAUAAUCGCUGACACAUGUUCACAAACACACAGAAGCACAAAACGGCAAAAAAAAAGAAAAAAGAAGAAAAACUAGGAGGAUCACACAGGCAUGCAUGCUUACCGACGCACCCCCUUGCAGAGACACAGCGACACCCACUCUGUAAAUAUAAAGAAGUGCAUGAUGGGAAACAUCUGUCUUGUGCCAGCACGUGUCUUUUUGAUGUUAUUU